AAGGUACUGAAUUUCGGCAGUUGAAUAUUUGCAUAUAAUAAGUACUAUUUAUAGACUACACUGAAAAUGAUCAGCAUGGCAUGUAACAGAUGUUUUUGGAGGACUGCCAGCUUAUAUAAAAGACCAAUCGUAAGAUUAAAAACUGGUAAGGACAGAGGAAUUCAUGUAUCGUCUGUAAGAAAUACAAUCAUGCCAGCGUGGGUGAUCGACAAAUAUGGGAAGAAUGAUGUUCUGCGCUUCAAUGAUAAUAUGCCCAUCCCUUCCAUCAAGUACCCCAAUGAAGUCAUCAUUCAAGUCCAUGCCGCAAGUGUAAACCCCAUUGAUGUCAAUAUGCGAAAUGGUUAUGGAGCUGCCAGCCUGAACAUCAGUCGUGAUCCUCUACACUUGAACACACCGGGCAGUGAAUUCCCUAUAACUCUGGGUAGAGAUCUUUCAGGAGUUGUAAUGGAGUGUGGAAUUGCAGUGAAAUACUUUCAACCUGGAGAUGAGGUUUGGGCAGCAGUCCCACCAUGGAGGCAGGGUACUUUUGCAGAAUUCGUUGUUGCAAGUGCUAACGAGGUAUCCUUUAAGCCAAAGUCACUUAGUCAUACAGAAGCUGCUUCCUUACCUUAUGCUGCCCUCACAGCAUGGGCUGCCCUUGUUAACAGCUGCGGUUUGAAAAAGGAAACCUGUCCAGGAAAACGUGUUUUAAUCAUUGGAGCAUCUGGAGGGGUUGGCACAGCGGCCACUCAGUUGUUAAAAGCAUGGGGGGCACAUGUCACUGCUGUUUGCUCUGGAGGAGCUCAAACACUGAUGAAGGACCUGGGAGCUGAUGAUAUUAUUGAUUACACUGCGGCAAGUCUAAAAGACCAGCUGAAGACAAGAGACUUGUUUGAUGCUGUGCUUGACAAUGUAGGUGGAACAAGUGAAAAAUUGACUAUUCCGUACCUUAAGACAUGGUCGGGAGCUUCAUACUGCACUCUGGUUACUCCUUUUCUGUAUAACAAUGACCGGCUUGGUAUAGCAGAUGGAAUGAUGCGCACAGGCAUUACUCUGGGAUCAAACGUGAUAAAGCACCUCUACAAAGGGAUCCACUACCGUUGGGGAUUCUUUGCCCCCAGCGGGCCAGCCCUAGAUGAAUUUGGUGCAAUUGUGGAGGCUGGUAAGAUGCAGCCUGUUGUUGAAAAGGUGUUUCCAUUUUCUGAUAUCCCUCAAGCCUUUGAAAAGGUAGAAGCAGGACAUGCACGGGGAAAAACAGUAAUUCAGGUCAUUGACCAAAAACAAUAAAUGUUUGUCCAUUCUACAGACUGAUCUACUUUUUGUGUGUUU
This is a messenger RNA of Nanorana parkeri, 1308 nucleotides long. It is a transcript of the gene RTN4IP1, whose product is annotated as reticulon 4 interacting protein 1. The transcript is spliced from 9 exons. Bases 67 to 1266 code for a protein of 399 amino acids. Gene Ontology annotation, molecular function: zinc ion binding; oxidoreductase activity. NCBI's taxonomy places the organism in Eukaryota, Metazoa, Chordata, Amphibia, Anura, Dicroglossidae. Gene Ontology annotation, cellular component: mitochondrion. The record is from RefSeq and is a predicted model, not a curated record.